Messenger RNA from Henningerozyma blattae CBS 6284, 1116 nucleotides. It is a transcript of the gene NPY1, whose product is annotated as NAD(+) diphosphatase. Gene Ontology annotation, cellular component: cytosol. Bases 1 to 1116 code for a protein of 371 amino acids. Gene Ontology annotation, molecular function: NADH pyrophosphatase activity. Gene Ontology annotation, biological process: NAD+ catabolic process; NADP+ catabolic process. Lineage: Eukaryota; Fungi; Ascomycota; Saccharomycetes; Saccharomycetales; Saccharomycetaceae. The record is from RefSeq and is a predicted model, not a curated record. The transcript has a single exon.
AUGUUUUUCACUGCAGACGGCAUUAACAGAAUUACAUUCUUAAGAUCAGAUCCGAUCUUUCAAGAAAAAUUAUUACAAUUCCAAUAUUCCAAAACAAUAGUUUUCCUGAAAGGUAGAGCUCUGGCGGUUAAGGAUAAUCCUAAGUCGUUAUAUCUCCCUUAUUUGACCGAUGUAUCCAAUAUCUUAGCAAAAUAUAGAGAAGUAUUUACCACAUCGCCAGAAAACAUUACCCCAUUUGAUAAUCAAUUUAGCCUUGUAUUUUUAGGUUUAUCUACAGAAUAUUCUCAAGAUGAUCACGUUUUCAGAUAUAAUGAUUAUAUGGGGGUGCCUGUAUUUGGAAUAGAUAUCCGUCAGGAUGAUUACGUUAUCCCCCAGAGCACCACCGUUUUGGAAUCAAUGGCUCAGGCUUUCACAUUAUCCAAAUUUCAUGCAUCUAUUUAUUCGUAUGCUCAAAUGUAUUUGAAAUGGCAAUUGAAAUACAAGUUUUGUCCAGGUUGUGGUAGUAGGAUGUAUCUUUUAGAUUUAGGUACUAAAGUCCAUUGUUCUUCUUCAUCAAAGGAAAAUAUGUGUCCCGUUAAAAACGCCAACGUCGAUAAUAUAUGGUUCCCCAGAACAGACCCUAUUAUAAUUACUUCCAUUACAAAUAUGGAUGGGUCGAAGUUUUUAAUUGGUAGAAAUAAAAGAGCCAGGAAAACUGAGCAAGAAGGUGGAUUUAGACUCUUCUCCACCGUGGCGGGGUUCAUGGAACCUGGUGAGUCUGUGGAACAAGCAUGUGUUAGAGAAGCCUGGGAGGAAACUGGUGUAAGAGCAUCAUCAGAAAACGUCGUCUUGGUGUCUUCCCAGCCUUGGCCCUAUCCUGCAAAUUUAAUGAUUGGUUGUAUUACCAAAGUUGAAUUUAAUGGUGUUAACGAAAAUGUAUAUUUAGGUCAUGAUCCUGAAUUGGAAGAAGCUAUUUGGUUUGAUACGCAACUUCUAAUCGAUGCAUUGGUAAGAUGUGGAGAAAAUACUUCGAAUCUCAUCUCAUUAACAGAUGACAUCAAAUUCCCAGGUGAUCGAACAAUCGCUUUUACUUUAUUGAAAGAAAUUGCAUCUAGAUAUGUAAAGCCCAAAUUAUAA